UUCGGCAAUUAGCAGCCAACCAAAAUGACUACUACUUCUGAAACCAAAUUGAGCUUGAAGCUUUUGAUUGACACCAAGGCCCGAAAAGUUGUAUUUGCCGAGGCUGAAAAGGAUUGCGUUGAUUUCCUCUUUCACAUCCUCUCAUUGCCUGUGGGCAGUGUUGUCAGGCUUCUUAAGGAAAAAGGGAUGAACGGAUGUUUGCCUAACCUCUACGGCAGCAUAGAAAAUCUGAAUGACACCUACAUUCAGUCUAAGGAAGGCAAGAACAUCCUUUUAAAACCCAACUCCCCUGUUGGGAUCUCUUCAAUUCCUCUUCUAUUGCUUAGUGACGACGUUCCGACACAAAAAACUUUAUAUAAACGUAGUUACAGUUGCAGCUCCUCCUACGCAACCGAUGACCCUAAUGCAAUCUGUCCAAAUUGUGGGACCCAUAUGUCAGCAUAUUUGAAGUAUGUUGCUCCACCCAUAGUGAAGGGAGCUGCGGCCGCCAAAGGGGGGCUUGUGAAGGAGGCGGUGACCUUCAUGGUGAUGGAUGACUUGGUGGUUAAGCCAACUUCCGCCAUAUCUAGUAUUACCAGUUUUGACAAGCUUAAUGUCAAGGACGCAGGUGUGCUGCAGGAAAAAGUAGUAAAUAUAGGAGUGGAAGAGGCGCUGAAGUUGCUGAAAGCAUCUUUCGAAUCUAAAACCGUUCUCACAAGUGUUUUCCUGAGCCAUGUAAAAGCGGAGAAAUAGUCAUUAGAUAUAAUGGGAUUCGGUGUUUCAGUUUACUAUUUAAUUUGCCCUUAAUUUUACUGGUUUUCCUUUGUUUCAUUUUCCGCUGGCGUUGAUUCUUAUUUGUAC
This is a messenger RNA of Nicotiana tabacum (common tobacco), 840 nucleotides long. The record is from RefSeq and is a predicted model, not a curated record. NCBI's taxonomy places the organism in Eukaryota, Viridiplantae, Streptophyta, Magnoliopsida, Solanales, Solanaceae.